AUGACACUGUGGAACGGCUCCUUCCCCUUCUACCCCGGCACCAAGGCAUGCUUCCCAUUCAACACCACCCAGACUGUCAUUGUCUCCAUCUUCCUCUCCAUGUUGGCCACUUUCAUCAUCAUCCUGCCGGGGAUCCGGGGCAGGGGGCGACUCUUCUGGUUCCUGCGGGUGGUGACGGGACUCUUCGUGGGAGCGGUGGUCCUCACCAUACAGUUCACCAGGGACUGGGAGACUGGCUGGGUGACAGCAAACACCUCCUACAAGUCCUUCAGCCGUGCCCUGGUGAAUGCGGACAUUGGGCUGCACAUUGGGCUGAUGGGGGUGAACGUCACACUGGCGGGCAACCCAGUGAACCAGGUCAACGAGACCAUCAACUACAACGAGCACUUUGCCUGGAGCUUCGAUGCAGACUAUGACCACAGCUACGGUGAAGGGCUGGAGAGGGGGCUGCCCAGCCCCAUCCUCUACGUGGCGGAGAAGUUCACCACGCAAAGCCCCUGCGGCAUGCACAGGCAGUACCGCAUCUCUGGCCGCUACGCAUCCCUCACACUGUGGAUGGCCUUUUGCAUGUGGCUCAUUUCCGUCCUGCUGUUCUCCAUGCCCAUCCUGCUCUAUGGUGGCUACAUGCUCCUGCUCACUGCUGCGCUGAUGCUCUUCUCACUGCUCUUCUUCUUCACUGCGAGGAACACGCCAAAGUGUCCCAUCCAAUUUGGCUCAGCUGCCCUGAAAACAGACUACGGUGGAUCCUUUUGGUUGACGUUAGCAACAGGGCUGCUGUGCCUGCUGCUGGGAUUGGGUGUCAUCAUCCUGAACUCAGUGCAGCCAGAGAAGCUGAAGCUUAUCUUUAACCUGGAUGAGGGAAAGGGAGAAGAUGCGGAGGGGUGGGACAAGUCCUACCUGCCAGCCGAGCCCAGCUCCUCUGCGCAGGACAUGCUGAUGGUCCCCCUGGGUGAGCUUUGCGAGGUGACAGCCACGCGGCUGUAA
Mesitornis unicolor (brown roatelo) is the source of this 984-nucleotide messenger RNA. RefSeq names its product dual oxidase maturation factor 1 (gene DUOXA1). Gene Ontology annotation, cellular component: endoplasmic reticulum membrane. The transcript is spliced from 6 exons. Gene Ontology annotation, biological process: protein transport. Lineage: Eukaryota; Metazoa; Chordata; Aves; Mesitornithiformes; Mesitornithidae. Bases 1 to 984 code for a protein of 327 amino acids. The record is from RefSeq and is a predicted model, not a curated record.